CUUCACGAGGUCCUGGAAGAAUAUAAAGAAGGAGCUGCAAAAUUUAUAGGUAUGCCAGAUGCGGUGCUGUACUGCUCCCUUCACGACCCGGUCACUCCCUGUCCAUCUGGCUACAACACAAACAAGAUAGUGUCCCUGUGGGGAAACUCGGGGCGCAUGGAAAUGACAGCUUCCAAGUUCAUGGACAUACAGCGGGCCAUCCAGCCAGACUGGUUCCAGUGCAUCUCUGAUGGAGACACCAUUGCUGGAGAAGUUGGUAGAAAAAGAGCUAAGAAGUCUGUGGAUAGGUCACUUUCCUUCCUGGACGUAUGCCUUCAGCUGCUAGAGAAAUCACCGGAACUACAAGGAAGUGUAAUGUUUGGGGCAAUUGAAGGUGGAGAUAUCUUGGAAGAGAGGCUCAGAUCAGCCAGGGAGACUGCCAAGCGACCUGUGGGUGGCUUUCUGCUAGAUGGCUUCCAGGGAUGUGCCAUGGCCAAGGAGACCAAGUUGAAACUGAUAGCUUCUGUCACAGCAGAGUUGCCAGAGGAUAAACCAAGAAUCAUCCAUGGUGUAGGCAAACCAGAUGAGGUGCUUGAGUGCAUUGAGAGGGGAGUGGACAUUUUUGAGAGUUUCUUUCCCUUCCAAGUGACAGAGCGAGGCUGUGCUUUGGUUUUCAGUUAUGACUGCCAUCCAGAUCCUGAAGCAGCAGUUUUAGAACAAAAUGGGGCUCAGGACCUGGAGAAGAAUGGUGCUGAAGACCAGGAUGAAAUCUCCAAAACUGAUCCAGAAAUGACACCAUUUGAGAUAUUUCUGAAGGACAAAAGAUAUCAAGAUGAUUUUCGCCCUUUGCUGGAAGGAUGCACCUGUUACUGUUGUCAGAGGCAUACUCGUGCCUACAUCCAUCACCUCCUUGUGACCAAUGAGCUGUUGGCCGGUGUCCUGCUCAUGAUGCACAACUUCCAGCACUACUUCAGUUUCUUCAGUGCCAUACGGGAUGCUUUAAGAGACAAUAAACUGGAUCAGUUGAAAAAGCUUGUCUUCAGGCAGGCACUUCAAGGCCCAGCAAGUGCGAAGCCAGGCCAGUGA
Messenger RNA from Charadrius vociferus (killdeer), 1065 nucleotides. It is a transcript of the gene QTRT2, whose product is annotated as queuine tRNA-ribosyltransferase domain containing 1. The transcript is spliced from 7 exons. The record is from RefSeq and is a predicted model, not a curated record. NCBI's taxonomy places the organism in Eukaryota, Metazoa, Chordata, Aves, Charadriiformes, Charadriidae. Bases 52 to 1065 code for a protein of 337 amino acids. Gene Ontology annotation, molecular function: tRNA-guanosine(34) queuine transglycosylase activity.